Cordyceps fumosorosea ARSEF 2679 is the source of this 2628-nucleotide messenger RNA. Its product is annotated as topoisomerase I. Gene Ontology annotation, biological process: DNA topological change; DNA replication; chromosome segregation. The transcript has 4 exons. Gene Ontology annotation, cellular component: chromosome; nucleolus. Bases 1 to 2628 code for a protein of 875 amino acids. Lineage: Eukaryota; Fungi; Ascomycota; Sordariomycetes; Hypocreales; Cordycipitaceae. The record is from RefSeq and is a predicted model, not a curated record. Gene Ontology annotation, molecular function: DNA topoisomerase type I (single strand cut, ATP-independent) activity; DNA binding.
AUGUCUUACAGCAGCUCCGACGACGACGUGCCUCUCGCCAGGCCAAACGGAAACGUUUCGGCUGCAAAGGUCACCGCAUCGAUGGAUAAGGCACUCGACCGCUCUGUACCAAAGUCAUCCGGCGAUAACAUCCUCGUCCGUAACAACUCGGACGCCAUGGACAUUGACGGUAUUUCCAACAACAAGCGCAAAUCUCGCACGUCAAUCACCAAGAUGAGCUACAAGGACGAUUCGGAUAGCGAUGUCGCGCCCUUGGCCAAGCGACGUAAACACAAGACCGUUGUCGACUCCGAUGAUGAAGAUGACAUGCCUCUGGGUAGCCUCGCUAAGAAGAAGGCAUCCAUCGAGAAAUCUGCCGCCAAGGAGGCCCAGGCGAUUCGCGCUAAGGACGCGAAGAAGAAGGCAACUCCGAGAAAGAGCAUCAAGGACGAGUCUGAUGACGACGCUCCUCUUGCCAAAACGUCUGGGAGCAAGCGAAAAUCAAACGGUGUCACCCCCAAGCGCAAGUCGAACGGCGUAAAGAAGGAGGAGUCCGACUCUGACGUGCCGAUUUCGAAGAAAGCCAAGGCUGUUACGCCAGCAAAGAAGGGCAAGUCUACAUCUGCCAAUGACACGAAGAAGGGGGUCAAGGAAGAGGAGGCGGAGGAGGAAGAAUACGAAUGGUGGAAUGCACCCAAACCCGAGGAUGACUCCAUCAAAUGGCAAACUUUGGAGCACAACGGUGUUUUGUUUGCUCCCGCCUACGAGCCUCUGCCGAGCCAUGUGAAGCUCAAGUAUGAUGGCCAAGAUGUUACUCUCCCCCUCGAAGCGGAAGAAGUGGCCACCUUUUGGGUUGCCAUGAUGACCCCUGCAUCCUCUCACCACCUCGACAAUCCCACGUUCAGGCAGAACUUCUUCAAUGACUUUGCUGAAAUCAUCAAGAAGAAUGGCGGUGCUAAGAACACGGCCGGCGACAAGGUGGCGAUUAAGAGCUUGGAUAAGUGCGACUUUGGAAAAAUGUACGAUCACUGGCUAGCGAAAACGGAGGCUAAGAAAAACAAGAACUUGUCCAAGGCUGAGAAGGAAGCUGCUAAGACCGAGAAGGACAAGUUGGAGGCGCCCUACAUUACCUGCCUUUGGGAUGGAAGAAAGCAAAAAGUGGGUAACUUUCGUGUUGAACCGCCCAGCUUGUUCCGUGGCCGAGGCGAGCACCCCAAGACUGGUCGUGUGAAGACGCGGGUCUGGCCGGAGCAGAUUACGAUCAACGUUGGCAAGAACGCCAAGGUUCCGGAGCCUCCCAAGGGCCACAAAUGGAAAGCUGUCCAGCAUGACCAGAAGGCUACCUGGCUUGCCAUGUGGCAAGAAAACAUCAAUGGUGCCUACAAGUAUGUCAUGCUGGGAGCUGCCAGUGAUGUCAAGGGACAGAGUGACUUCAAGAAGUUCGAGAAGGCCCGCGAACUCAAGAAGCACAUUGGCAAGAUUCGCCGCGAUUACACCAAGGAACUCAAGAGCGAAAUCAUGGCCGAUCGUCAAAGGGCCACAGCCAUGUACCUGAUUGACAAGCUGGCGUUGAGAGCGGGCAACGAAAAGGAUACGGAGAAUGAAGCCGACACUGUCGGCUGCUGCUCGCUAAAAUACGAGCACAUUACCCUAGAGCCACCGAACAAGGUGACGUUCGAUUUCCUGGGCAAGGACAGUAUCCGCUACAAUGAGACUGCCACGGUCGAUGCGCAGGUUUUCAAGAAUCUAAAGCUAUUCAAGAAGCCGCCCAAGUCUGAUGGAGAUGAUCUUUUCGAUCGCUUGACCACCUCUCAGCUCAACAAGCACUUGAACAGCUACAUGCAGGGACUCACCGCCAAGGUGUUCCGUACGUACAAUGCCUCAUUUACAAUGUCCAGACUUCUGCGAGAUCUUGAGAAGGAUCCUCGGUCCAAAGGCUCGAUUGCAGAGAAGGUCAAACUGUACAAUGACUGCAACCGAGAGGUUGCCAUCCUCUGUAACCACAAGCGCUCAGUCGGUGCUGGCCACGAGCAGCAGAUGCAGAAGCUAGGCGACCGUAUCAAGGGCCUGCGAUAUCAGCAGUGGCGCACCAAAAUGAUGAUGCUUGACAUUGAUCCUAGCCAGAAGAAGAAGAAGGGCGCUGCUUACUUCCAGAUCGACGAGGAAAUCGACAAGGAAUGGAUUCUGGCGCACCAGCAGUUCCUUGUUGAGGAGCAGCGCACCAAGAUCACCAAGAAAUUCGAAAAGGAGAACGAGAAGCGCAAGUCCGAGAAGGAGAAGGCACUACCAGAGAAAGAGCUUAAAGAGCGACUCAUUGCUGCCAAGGACCUCGAAACUAAGUUCAAGAAGGAGAACAAGACGAACAAGGUUGAGGCCGAAGGGCGCGGCCCGACCGUUGAGAAGCUUGCCGCGGCGGUGGAGAAGUUUGAUGACCGCGUCAAGGUGCUGGAGACGCAAGCUGAGGACCGUGAUGGCAACAAGGAAGUCGCCCUAGGCACUUCCAAGAUUAAUUACAUCGAUCCUCGUCUCACGGUUGUGUUUUCGAAGAAGUUUGACGUUCCUAUUGAGAAGUUCUUCUCGAAGACUCUGCGAGACAAGUUCCGCUGGGCCAUCAAGUCGGUGGAGGACGCCGACGAUUGGGAGUUUUGA